UUGAACAUCAAGAAGAAAGAGCGCAAAGAUGAUGGUGGCCGGAGGCCCGCCGUGGGCGAACGAAAGGCGCAACGAACCCGUGUCGUGAUCAGCAACACGAACGCCCUCAACGUGCCGGACAUCGAAUUGAUGACCGCGGAGGGUGUGGUGGACGAGAACAAUGUUGGUAAAGUGAUGGCGUUGCCGGUCACGACGGUUGACUCCUUGCGGGCGGUUGGAGCGUUCAAGAACACCCAAGGUUGGAAGUUCUUCAGGACUCCUUCAACGUUGAUCAGAAAGGAGACCGUGGAGAUGGCACGGAAGCUUGAUGAAGCUGCCAAAGGAGAAGCUAUACGGCAGGUUCUUAUAGGGGAGAAGAAGAGCGGAAAGAGCGUACUGCUGCUUCAGGCGUUGGCGCAUGCGUUCAUGCGCGAUUGGGUAGUGAUCAACUAUCGGGAGGCUCGAGAAUUAACAAUGGGCUUCACCGAUUACGCUCCGAUACCAAACACCGAUCCAACCCGCUAUAGCCAACCCGCUCUCACGGCUACCCUCCUCACAUCAAUUGUCCAGGCCAACCGCGACAUUCUCUCCAAGCUCACAACCGCUCUCACCCAUAACCCUCCCGUGACCCUUCCCCAGGGCACCUCCCUCCUCCGUCUCGCCGAGCUAGCGACCAAUGACCCCGACAUCGCAUUACCUGUGUUCCACGCUCUCUGGUCCGAGCUGACGUACAAACCCCCGGCCGAUGCACCGCCUGCCUCCCAGCGACCGCCCGUCCUCCUUGCCGUUGAUGCCCUUGCUCACUUUAUGCGUCCUUCCGCGUACCUUUCCGCCGACGCGCAAACCAUCCAUGCCCAUGACCUGGAUCUCAUCCAGCACUUCUCGUCGUGCCUCUCCGGCGCGUCCGCCUUGCCGAACGGGGGCGCGGUGAUCGCGGCGAUGAACAACUCGGAUGUACCGAGCGCCAAGUCGUUGAAUUUUGCGCUGGCACGAGCGGAGGCUAUUCAGAAGGCGAAGAAGGCGGAAGGAGAGGCGGUUGACGUUCCGACCUGGAACCCCUAUGAGGAGCUAGACGAGAGAGUGUUUGGAUGCUUCGACCCCGCGGUGGUGGAAGUGGUUAGACUAGGCGGAGUAAGUAAGGAGGAGGCGCGUGGGGUGAUGGAUUAUUGGAUCAAGAGCGGGAUGUGUAGGAAAGAGAUGAGGUCGAAGAUGGUGAACGAGUUGUGGACAUUGAGUGGAAGGGGAGUGAUUGGGGAGCUUGAAAGA
This is a messenger RNA of Eremomyces bilateralis CBS 781.70, 1245 nucleotides long. RefSeq lists its product as uncharacterized. The transcript has 2 exons. Gene Ontology annotation, cellular component: mitochondrial small ribosomal subunit. The record is from RefSeq and is a predicted model, not a curated record. Lineage: Eukaryota; Fungi; Ascomycota; Dothideomycetes; Eremomycetales; Eremomycetaceae. Gene Ontology annotation, molecular function: structural constituent of ribosome. The annotation marks the transcript as partial.